UCUGUCACUGUCAUUUGAGGUUUUGAGUUGAGUGAACUGUGAAGCCGAAUGAACGUAUCAUUUGUAUUUGUAGUUUACUAAUUAAAUAGAAAAAAUAUAAUUGGGAACCAGAAUUUUCAUGCAAAAACUGCAUGCAACCAUGCCUGGAAUUGAAGCUGCUUCAAGUGAUGAAGAUUAUAUUAUUACAAAAGCCAAAGAAGCUCAGAAGCAUAACAUACAUUCGGCAAAAGCAUGGAUGCUUACAGCAAAAACACUAUUUCCCACAAAUUUCAAAAUACAGUUUGAGGCUUAUCUGAUGGAAAAACAAUCUGGUAACUUACAGGAAGCAGCAGAGUGUUUCACUUCUUUGAUGUUGUCACGUCAAAAUCUCCCAGAACUUUUAACAGAAAUAUCAGCCAUCGCUAACGCUCUUAAAACGGCAGAAUCUAGUUUUUUGAGUCAAAUGUUUGAUAAAAUAUGUCCCGAUAUACAACUAACAAUAUUAAAGACUAGUGUAGAGAACAGUGAUGACACCAUGGAGCACUGUCGGCUGUUGGUUUUAUUAUUGAAAAAGUUUCCCCAACUUGGAGUUGACAGUCUGGUAAAAACAUUAAUCAAUGCAGACAAAUUCUUCAGUGACAAUAGGUAUGCCAGGCUGCUGGUUGUGGAAACUCUGCCCCUUCUAAGCUCUUUAGAAUCGCCCAGAUUGUUACAGCGGUUACUGAUCAAAGCUAUUGAUUUUUACAACUCUUAUGUCUAUGAUGAAACAGAACAUGAUAUAUCAGACCCCUGGCUAAGACUCUAUGGUGUAUUAGAUUUACUUGGAAGGCAACUUGGCUGGGAUCCUUAUCUGAUAAAUUACAAUAAUAGCUUAAAUAAAGAAGCCUAUUUUCAAAAGCUACUAACAUUAAGAAAUUGUGAUGAUUGUCGUCAAUUGCUGUAUUGUGGAACCACUUUCUUCUUGAGAUCACUUUAUGAACAAAAGUCACAAAAAGGAAAUCAUAUUCUUAUAGAAGCUCUUGCAGAUCCAGACAUAACACCAUUGAAGCGAAGGAAAUCUGAAAUAGAAGUUACUGGAGUUUCAUCACAUCAGUUCCAAGCUGCAGCUAAUUGUUGGGAGCUGCUGCACAGUAAUGAGGUGAUUUCCCGGGAAUUUAUGAAGCUAGCUAAUCAGUUGCAAGUAAAACCUUGGUCAGAUGGAUUUUCUGAAGAAUUGGCACUUUUUCAAGGAAGAUAUGAUGAAACAGUUCAGACAGUUCAAGGGAACAAUCUUGCUGCUAACAUAAUGAGAGUAUCUUUUAACUUCUUCCAUAAAAAGUAUGCAGCAUGUGUGGAAAGCAUACUGGCAGCCCUGCCACAGCUGCCAUCAGUUGAGGGUGCCUUGGAGACAGAGCUCAUUGUUGGUGGCACUCACAGACAUCUACACUUUUUGCCACUUACUAAAGUAGCCAUUAUGCAUUACUUCUGUACCUUGCUUAUAAGAAUUCUGCUCAGCACAGGAAACAGUUCAGAUUUAACCUAUGGCCACAUGUUAGUAUUGAUGCAAUUUGGAUGGCCCCAGGAAGAAGCCAUUUUUAUGAACAUUUUGGAUAUUAUAAAACGAAAGGGUGUAUUUCACUAUCAUUUAUUCUCAGCAUAUAUUAUACAUAUAGACAUACUGGAGGAGCUGAGUUUUAUGUGGAAUGAUCAGAAUAACAGUGUAGCAUUAGAUAUUUUACCAAAUUCACAACAGCAUCUAGGACAGAGAAGGAUUGGAACUAGGGGUGCAGAUAAGGGAGUAAAGGAAGAUUUUAAGCAGGCCAUGAAAGCCCAAGUUGCUAGAAGUAAUGAGUCCAUCUUAAACUUGAUGAUACAGUUUAUAACAUCAGAACGGUCCUACCUACUUCAAAUUUUAUGAUUUUACUUUACAUAGAAAAAAGGUUUUUUAUUGUAAAAAGGUGUGCUUUUAUUAUAAUAUAUAAUUAAAAAUAAUUAAUUUUAACAGA
Cydia pomonella (codling moth) is the source of this 1964-nucleotide messenger RNA. RefSeq names its product integrator complex subunit 10-like (gene IntS10). Gene Ontology annotation, biological process: snRNA processing. Lineage: Eukaryota; Metazoa; Arthropoda; Insecta; Lepidoptera; Tortricidae. The record is from RefSeq and is a predicted model, not a curated record. Gene Ontology annotation, cellular component: integrator complex. The coding region runs from base 119 to 1876 and encodes 585 amino acids. The transcript has a single exon.